UGGUGCUACAGUGUCAAUUCCAAAGGCCAACCAGUCUUUGUACAAUCAGCAGAGCGCUUGCAGGUCAACACUACCACAUCAAGCGGCUGUACAGCGUCAGCGAAGAGCGAAACACUCCUGCUAAGGUACAGCAGCGCUUUCAAUGGUGCAGUGACAAUCUAGGAGGCGAGGUACGAUUCAGAGAUGCUGUUUACAUUGAUGAAGCAGCCUUUAAUCUGAGUAUGACCAGGCGACGAGGCAGAGCUGUACAGCCAGUCACUAAGACGAGAGACAAGAACAUGACACUCGCUGUAGCAGUCAUUCCUGCUGUAGGAGUUGUAGCAGCUCCCACACACCUUGAUGGUACAAACAGGUAUCGCUUCUCUGACUUCUUGGAAAAGGAAUGGCAGCCAGGAUUGCAACGCCACAGGUCUACGGAAAUGUACAUUGAUCAUGGACAAUGUCAGUUUCCACAAAAGCAGAGAGGCUAUCGAAGCUGCAAGAAAGUGUGGUCACGAAGAUACCUUUCUUGCCACCGUACACUCCUGAAUUCAAUGUUGCUCAUUGGGUCUUUCGGUUCAGUAAAGACAAGAGUCAGCAGAGGAAAGGCUCGCUCACAAAACCACCCAAGACACUACAUUGAAGCACAGCUGAUGAGAAUCGGAACAGACAAAGUGCAGGUUUUGGCUAGGAGAAGACUCGUCGCCGGAUGAGAGUGGCACUUGAAAAGCGUUCACUGCCUUUAAAACACGUUGCACAAGAUGCUUUACAGUCUGUACAUGAUGACAGCGAGAGCGAU
Messenger RNA from Microstroma glucosiphilum, 778 nucleotides. RefSeq lists its product as hypothetical. The record is from RefSeq and is a predicted model, not a curated record. The transcript has a single exon. Lineage: Eukaryota; Fungi; Basidiomycota; Exobasidiomycetes; Microstromatales; Microstromataceae. The coding region runs from base 222 to 692 and encodes 156 amino acids.